AUGUAUCUCAAGCAGCUUGUUGUCCCUUCUCCCAGCAUGGGUGCAGUGCGCUGGUUGGCAAAAGACAAAGGAGAUAGAAUGGAUGGCUACUUAGUACCUCCCUUCUCCAUGCGCCUUGCUGUGUUCACGGUACAUAUAUAG
Histoplasma mississippiense is the source of this 141-nucleotide messenger RNA. RefSeq lists its product with no specific name. The coding region runs from base 1 to 141 and encodes 46 amino acids. The transcript has a single exon. The record is from RefSeq and is a predicted model, not a curated record. NCBI's taxonomy places the organism in Eukaryota, Fungi, Ascomycota, Eurotiomycetes, Onygenales, Ajellomycetaceae.